Scatophagus argus is the source of this 1645-nucleotide messenger RNA. It is a transcript of the gene ap3s2, whose product is annotated as adaptor related protein complex 3 subunit sigma 2. Gene Ontology annotation, cellular component: intracellular membrane-bounded organelle; AP-3 adaptor complex; membrane coat. Bases 145 to 723 code for a protein of 192 amino acids. NCBI's taxonomy places the organism in Eukaryota, Metazoa, Chordata, Actinopteri, Scatophagidae. The record is from RefSeq and is a predicted model, not a curated record. Gene Ontology annotation, biological process: intracellular protein transport; Golgi to vacuole transport. The transcript is spliced from 6 exons.
GGAGACACAACCGGAUGUAACCAAUUAAGCCAUCCGGCAGCUUAGAGGCCUUGAAGCACUCUAGCUAACGUCAUCUAAAUAGUCAAAAUCUAAAUAUUUUAAUAUAUAUUUUGUAUUGGUAUUUGAUAAAUCUAAAGAAUAGAAAUGAUUAAAGCCAUCUUGAUAUUUAACAACCACGGAAAACCGCGGCUGAUCAGAUUCUAUCAGUAUUUUGCGGAGGACAUGCAGCAGCAGAUCAUUCGGGAGACUUUCCAUUUGGUAUCGAAAAGAGAUGAUAACGUCUGCAACUUCUUGGAGGGUGGGAGUCUCAUUGGUGGCUCUGACUACAAACUGAUUUACCGGCACUACGCGACCCUCUACUUUGUCUUCUGUGUGGACUCUUCUGAGAGCGAGCUUGGCAUUCUGGACUUGAUCCAGGUAUUCGUGGAAACGUUGGAUAAAUGCUUUGAAAAUGUCUGUGAACUGGACCUCAUAUUCCACAUGGACAAGGUCCAUUACAUCUUGCAGGAGGUGGUGAUGGGAGGCAUGGUGCUGGAGACCAACAUGAAUGAGAUUGUGGCCCAGGUUGAAGUGCAGAACCGGAUGGAGAAGUCAGAGGGUGGUCUGUCGGCGGCCCCUGCUCGCGCUGUCUCUGCCGUGAAGAACAUGAACCUGCCCGAGAUUCCCCGCAACAUCAACAUCGGAGACAUCAAUAUCAAAGUGCCGAGCCUCUCCCCAUUCUGAGCUGCAUUCCAGCCGAGCUCGCUCUGCGAGGCUGACGUACUACUGAUCCAGUUCCCCUCCACCCAGCUCUGUUGUUAAUAUGGGCAAAACUGUUUUCUAUAUGCAUUAUGGAACCCCAGCAGCUUAUUCUCCCACCACAAUCUUUGAAUGAAUGGGAGAUAAGCUGUGGAUUAUUUUUUUGAGUUCUACUGUAUACAAUUUACAGCUGACUCCAGUUGAAGGAUUUGCACAAUAAUGUAAAGUUUGAUUCUCUAAAGCAUCAAGAUUAAUAUUGAUAUGUAUGUAUUUUCUGCUAUUCUUUCUGUGUUUAUUUUCUUUUUAUUUCUCCAGCUGAUUUCCUACUCUUUUCAGAAGAAAAAUGAACUGUGUUGGCCCAGCUCUUAUUUUCCUGCACAACUCUAACAAGUCAUGUCAUUCAUCAGUGAUUGUCCCAUCCAGGGUUUGACAACAUUCCCUGUCUAGAGUGAGCUUUUGGACUCAACACGUUUCACUGUAAUAAGGUCCCUUGGUCUGUAUUGGCCUAUAAUUACUCAAACACAUCUUUAUCUCCUCUGCCAAGUGUGUGUUCAUACAGACUGGGAUUAGACUCUGCUCGGCUCUGGUCACAGUUUAUUUUUCCUCGUCUGUAAUAUAUUGUGUCUCUGACAACCUUUUAAUUCAUGAAUAAUAAUAUUGUUGUUCUUCUUGGUGCAGAAUAUGUCCAGUACAGCAAAUGUAAAAGCUGUUUAGUUCUAGCCAAGUUUUAAUGUGCUGUGAUAGUAUCUUGCCAACAUCUGUUCUUAUGGGCAGCAGCCUAACUUUAACCUUUUUGUACCUUCAAGUGUUUGUAAAAGUGUGUUGGUGUCUUGUCAAGCCUCUCAAGGAAGGCAAAUGUAAGUCAAAGAAAGUCCUUGCUGAGGUAAAUUAAAUAGAUUAAAAAUCA